This is a messenger RNA of Closterium sp. NIES-67, 1884 nucleotides long. The record is from the annotation of a GenBank genome assembly. Lineage: Eukaryota; Viridiplantae; Streptophyta; Zygnematophyceae; Desmidiales; Closteriaceae.
AGGCAGAAAGGGCAGACUCCAGCGUAAAUUUCCAGGCAACAAGUGGCUGACUUCGCCGCGCAAUGCGCCCUCUCCAUUCUCGUCGCCUUAGCACUAAAAGUGGUUUUGCCGGCCUACCGGCUGGCUGGCUGACGUUGAAAUGCUGGUGAUGAUCGGCAAGGAGUGCACUGCCUACCGGCUGGCUGGCUGUUGCCAGACGGUCUGAAACUAGUAGGGUCACGAGUAGUCGCGAGUACUAGUUCUAAUACCGCUACCAGAAGUUUAACUACUACUAUACUACCGCUAUUCAGCAGCAGUGAAUUUGUCCACGAGCCGAGCGCGAUGCGGGCGGCCACGGUAAUAAUGUCAACGCGCCUACUGUCGACGCGUCUACUGUCGACGACAGUCGUGGCGCUGCUGGCGCUAAACAGAGUGUUUCCAGUGACCACUGCAAUAGAAGACCGGUUUGUCCCCCCCCAUGUGGACUUUGAGUACCCGGACGCCCUCUGUGGCACGGCAUGGCGGGACGAUUACAUCCGCCUGCACUCCGCCAUUCGCGCCGCCAGUGCCGCCGCCUACAACUCCCCUCCUCCCUCUCCUCCUCCUCCUCCCCCUCCUCCUCCCCCGGCCCCAUCUCAAGGAAUCAAUGCUCCUUCUCCCUCCUCCCUUGCCCCUCUUCUGUCUUCCGCUGCCCCACUACAACCGGCCCCCCCACCAACCUCGCCCCCACUCCCACCACCAGCCUCCGCCCCCGCCCCUUCUCCCACCACUGCACCCCUCCCGCCCUCCUCCCCCCGGUUUCUCACGUUCGACCAGCCGGGGCCGUGCGGCGGCUUCGGGGACUUCCUAGUGGGGGUGGUGUCGCUCUUCGCCGUCGCGUUGCUGGACCGCCGGGCGUUCAUAAUCCGCCACGACUGCCUCCCAUACGCCUUUGAGCCCGCGUUCAUCGACUGGCGAGAGUCCCCCGAUGUCCCCCUGGAGCCGUCUUAUCAAGGGAACUAUGUAAAUGGGACGUUUCCGGAGGAGAGAAUUCCGCGUAUAAACCUGCACGAUCAAAGAGUGGAUUUGCAGGAGUUUGCGAAACUAAAGGCGUUUAGGAAUGUGAGGGUGCUGUGGAACCGCGGCAUGCUAACGGAGAUUCUUACAAGGGGGACGGGCGAGUGGGCGGAUGCGCUCAGGGCGACGGGGUUGCGCCCACCGUAUGCCUUCGGUUGCAUUCUCCGAUUCCUCGUCAGACCCAGGAAGGAGAUAUGGCCGCUGAUGGAGCACCUGCUACACGAGAUGCAAGGGGCGCGGACAGUGACGGUGGGGGUGCAUGUGCGGCUGAACGACGGGGUGAUAAAGAGAGAUAACGUGUCGGAGGAGAGUGUGAAUGCGACCACCAUGCUUAAAGCCCUGAGGAGCGUCAACUUCAUGCUCGACUGUGCCCGGGCAGUAGAGGACAUGUGGUACCCGCCACCCCUCUCCGUGCGCUGGAUGCUCAUCACCAACUCCAUUCACUACAAGAUGGCCGUGCGAGAGAAUUUCCCUGGCAAGGUCUUGGAGACAAAUUUCGUUCCGCAUCAUUCCGCAGAAUUCGGGCAGAAAGGGGAUCCAAAGGAAGUGCAAGGCUUUCGAGAGAUGGUUGCCGAUUGGCUGCUGCUUUCCAGAAGCCGAGUGUUUGUGAUCAUGGUGUCUGGUUUCUCCCGCACUGCCGCAAUGUUCUCUCUAAGACCCACAGCUAUAUUCACCCCUCUGAAGCACUGUGAUCCGGAAACACCUUAUUUGUUGAGUGAUUUUGGCCUUGAAUACAGUGGCAUUUGAUGGACUCAACUACUGAAGAGUAUCCACGACAUCUCCUUAUUUGCAGAAGUGCACCGAUACCAUAUCUGGAAAAAGACAGCCUAAUCAAGGUGUAUUGUUUCG